This is a messenger RNA of Aureobasidium musti, 879 nucleotides long. NCBI's taxonomy places the organism in Eukaryota, Fungi, Ascomycota, Dothideomycetes, Dothideales, Saccotheciaceae. The record is from the annotation of a GenBank genome assembly.
AUGCCGUAUACCGUCCUCAUCUCCGGUGCCAACAAAGGCCUUGGUCUCUCCUUACUAGAAAAAUACCUCAGUCGCCCUGACACCACCGCUAUCGCCACUGUCCGCGACCCUUCCAGCAAAGAAGCCAAAGCCCUUCAUGACAUCCCCAGAGCUUCUGGCACCAACCUCAUCAUCGUCAAGGUCGAAAGCCGCUCCGACACCGACUGUCUCUCCGCCAUCUCCACUCUCAAAGACCAAGGAGUGACACACCUCGACGUCGUCAUCGCAAACGCAGGAUACUACAAUGUCCCCGCCGAACCUCAGGUUGCGAAGAUCUCGUCUCAGGUCUUGUUGGAGCAUUUUGAUGUCAACACCGCGGGACCCAUUAGACUUUUCCAGGCAGCCUUGCCUCUGCUUCACAAAGCAGAGAAGCCUGUCUUCAUGUAUAUGUCAUCCAUGGCUGGCUCCAUUGCAGCUACCGGAGAGGUUCCAUUCCCUGUUGGUGUUUAUGGUGCCUCCAAGGCAGCCUCCAACUUUUUGGUCCGCAGAGCUCACCAAGAGAAUCCUGACUUGAUUAUCUUUUCCAUGCAUCCUGNNGGUUUGUGUCCUUUUGUUUCUAGCUAUGAGAAAAAGUCGUUGCUGACUCUGGACAGAGCUGUGAAGACGCCUGGCGCUGUGCCGGUCAUCGAGAGCAUGGGCAUGGCUGACGUCCCCAACUUCUUCACCACUCUGGAACAAAGCAUCGAUGGCAUGGUUGAUAGAGUAAGUCACGAGAUCUGCACAUACCUUUGGCCUACGAGGGGACCCUUUGCUGACACAUACUCAGNNAUCGACAACGCGACUAGAGAAGACACGUCGGGCAAAUUCUGGUCUUUUGAUGGCAGUGUCUUGCCGUGGUGA